Molecule: messenger RNA, 4010 nt
Organism: Miniopterus natalensis
Lineage: Eukaryota; Metazoa; Chordata; Mammalia; Chiroptera; Miniopteridae
Gene: MYT1L
Product: myelin transcription factor 1 like
Biological process (GO): regulation of transcription by RNA polymerase II
Cellular component (GO): nucleus
Molecular function (GO): RNA polymerase II cis-regulatory region sequence-specific DNA binding; DNA-binding transcription factor activity, RNA polymerase II-specific; zinc ion binding
Source: RefSeq, a predicted model, not a curated record
AUGGAGGUGGACGCCGAGGAGAAGCGUCAUCGCACACGUUCCAAAGGGGUUCGAGUUCCCGUGGAGCCAGCCGUACAGGAGCUGUUCAGUUGUCCCACUCCUGGCUGUGACGGCAGCGGUCACGUUAGUGGCAAAUAUGCAAGACACAGAAGUGUCUACGGCUGCCCCUUGGCCAAGAAGAGGAAAACGCAGGACAGGCAGCCCCAGGAGCCCGCCCCCAAGCGAAAGCCCCCGGCAGCCAAGGCCGACAGCGCCGCGGGGGACGAGUGCUGCGAGAGCGACGGGACCGAGGACAUGGAGGACGAGGAGGACGAGGACCCUGACGACCAGGAGGAGGACCAGGAGGACGAGGAGGACGAGGACCCGGAGGAGGAUGAGGACGAGGAGGACGAUGGGGACGAGGAUGGGGACGAGGACGAGGAUGGGGACGAGGACGAGGACGAGGACACCGAGAAAAAUGAUGAAAAUAAAGACCAUCAAAUGAAUUGUCACAGUAGUCGGGUAACGCAGGACACAGAAAAGGAUGGCAAUAACAACGACGAAUACGACAACUACGACGAGCUGGUGGCCAAGUCCCUCUUGAACCUUGGCAAGAUCGCUGAGGAUGCUGCAUACCGGGCCCGGACAGAGUCCGAGAUGAACAGCAACACCUCUAACAGCCUGGAAGAUGACAGCGACAGGCAUGAAAACCUGGGCCGGAAGGGCGAGCUGAGCCUGGACCUAGACAGCGACGUCGUCAGGGAGACAGUGGACUCCCUCAAAUUACUAGCACAAGGGCACGGGGCGGUGCUCGCAGAAACCAUGAAUGACAGAAGCUACGCAGACCCCGUGUCACAACAAGACAACAGAAACAUGAACUACGUGCUGCUGGGGAAGCCCGUGAACAGCGGGCUCGUGGAGAAGCGGGUGGAAGAGAGCGACGAGGAGGUGUGUCUGAGCAGCUUGGAGUGCUUGAGGAACCAGUGCUUCGACCUGGCCCGGAAACUGAGCGAAACGAGCCCACAGGACAGGAACCCGCAGCAGAGCAUGAGCGUCCGCCAGCACGGCCGGCCAGAGGACGACUUCUCAGGAAGAACGCCCGACAGGAACUACUCCGACAUGAUGAACCUGAUGAGGCUCGAGGAACAGCUGAGUCCCAGGUCGAGAACUUUCUCCAGCUGCGCGAAGGAGGACAGCUAUCACGAAAGAGACGACGACACUGCCUCUGUCAACUCGGACAGGUCCGAGGAAGUGUUUGACAUGACCAAGGGAAACUUGACCCUCCUGGAGAAAGCCAUUGCUUUGGAAACAGAAAGAGCCAAGGCCAUGCGGGAGAAGAUGGCCAUGGAGGCCGGCAGACGGGACAGCAUGAGGUCAUAUGAGGAGCAGUCACCAAGACAGCUACCUGGGGAGGAGAGAAAGCCCAAAUCCAGCGACAGCCAUGCCAAAAAGCCAUACUAUGGUAAAGAUCCCUCGAGAGCAGAAAAGAAAGAAAGCAAGUGUCCAACCCCAGGGUGCGAUGGAACUGGCCACGUAACUGGGCUGUACCCGCAUCAUCGCAGCCUGUCCGGAUGCCCGCACAAAGAUAGGGUCCCUCCAGAAAUUCUUGCCAUGCAUGAGAAUGUCCUCAAGUGUCCUACUCCGGGCUGCACAGGGCGAGGGCAUGUAAAUAGCAACAGGAACUCUCACAGAAGCCUCUCUGGAUGCCCUAUUGCUGCAGCGGAGAAGCUGGCAAAGGCCCAAGAAAAGCACCAGAGCUGUGAUGUGUCCAAGUCCAGCCAGGCCUCAGACCGCGUGCUAAGGCCAAUGUGCUUUGUAAAGCAGCUCGAGAUCCCUCACUACGGCUACAGAAACAACGUCCCCACGACCACACCACGCUCCAACCUGGCCAAAGAGCUGGAGAAGUAUUCCAAGACUUCAUUUGAAUACAACAGUUACGACAGCCAUGCUUACGGCAAGCGGGCCAUAGCUCCCAAGGUGCAAACCAGGGACAUAUCCCCCAAAGGAUAUGAUGAUGCGAAGCGGUACUGCAAGGACGUCAGCCCCAGCAGCAGUACUGCCAGCAGCUACGCGCCCAGCAGCAGCAGCAACCUGAGCUGUGGCGGCGGCGGCAGCAGUGCCAGCAGCACCUGCAGCAAGAGCAGCUUUGACUAUACGCACGACAUGGAGGCUGCCCACAUGGCCGCCACUGCCAUCCUGAACCUGUCCACGCGCUGCCGGGAGAUGCCGCAGAACCUGUCCACCAAGCCGCAGGACCUGUGUGCCACUCGGAACCCUGACAUGGAGGUGGACGAGAAUGGCACGCUGGACCUGAGCAUGAACAAGCAGAGGCCGAGGGAGGGCUGCUGCCCGGCCCUGACCCCGCUGGAGCCCAUGUCCCCCCAGCAGCAGGCCGUGAUGAACAGCCGGUGUUUCCAGCUGGGCGAAGGGGACUGCUGGGACUUGCCCGUAGACUACACCAAAAUGAAGGCCCGAAGGGUAGACGGGGACGACCCCAAAGGGAUCUCUCCGGAAGACUUGGAUCCCUUCCAGGAAGCUCUGGAAGAAAGAAGGUACCCGGGGGAGGUGACCAUCCCGAGCCCCAAGCCCAAGUACCCCCAGUGCAAGGAGAGCAAAAAGGACCUAAUAACUCUGUCGGGCUGCCCACUGGCUGACAAGAGCAUCCGGAGCAUGCUGGCCACCAGCUCUCAGGAACUCAAGUGCCCCACCCCUGGCUGCGACGGCUCUGGGCACAUUACCGGCAACUACGCUUCCCAUCGAAGCCUUUCAGGUUGCCCAAGAGCAAAGAAGAGUGGCAUCAGGAUAGCGCAGAGCAAGGAGGACAAGGAGGACCAGGAGCCCAUCAGGUGCCCUGUUCCAGGCUGUGACGGCCAGGGCCACAUAACUGGAAAGUACGCCUCCCACCGCAGCGCCUCCGGCUGCCCCUUGGCAGCCAAGAGGCAAAAGGACGGAUACCUCAACGGCUCCCAGUUCUCCUGGAAGUCAGUCAAGACGGAGGGCAUGUCCUGUCCCACGCCCGGCUGCGACGGCUCCGGGCACGUCAGCGGCAGCUUCCUCACACACCGGAGCUUGUCUGGCUGCCCACGAGCCACGUCAGCGAUGAAGAAGGCAAAGCUGUCUGGAGAGCAGAUGCUGACCAUCCGACAGCGGGCCAGCAACGGGAUCGAGAACGACGAAGAAAUCAAGCAGCUGGACGAAGAGAUCAAGGAGCUGAGCGAGUCCAACUCGCAGAUGGAGGCCGACAUGAUCAAGCUCCGGACCCAGAUCACAACCAUGGAGAGCAGCCUGAAGACCAUCGAGGAGGAAAACAAAGUGAUAGAGCAGCAGAACGAGUCCCUGCUCCACGAGCUGGCCAACCUGAGCCAGUCCCUGAUCCACAGCCUGGCCAACAUCCAGCUGCCGCACAUGGACCCAAUCAAUGAACAAAAUUUUGAUGCAUACGUGACUACUUUGACGGACAUGUAUACAAAUCAAGAUCGUUAUCAGAGCCCAGAAAAUAAAGCCCUCCUGGAAAAUAUAAAGCAGGCUGUGAGAGGAAUUCAGGUCUGACCAGCUGCUGCAGUGGCUGUAGUGGCGGAAUUGCUAGAAAGGACGCCUGUCUCCUGCUGCCCCUGCCCGAGCGAGCCCAUGCUCCUCUGUCUGAGACAUGCCAUGCUCACGAGACUCACCGAUCUCACGUCUUGCUUUAACGAUAGCACCUGCAGAUAGCUUUGGAUACAUUCACAUUUUGUACGUUUUCAUAUCAGCUGGCAUAGUGUGAUUCUCCGUGUAAUGUCUGUAGCUGCUGAUGUAUGCACACUUGGGGGGAGAUGUGUUUCUGAGGAGGUAAGCUGAUCCAAGUAGAGUGCAAAUCCUUUUUAAUGCUUUAGUGAUUAAAUGUUUUAGUAUUCUGAACUGAAAUGGACAAAAAUCAAAACAGCUUUGAAUGACCACGAGGCGGCCGCGGCCACGUGAUCACCGGCCCCGUGCGGGAGGAUUUUAUGGAAUUAAGAAAUACAUUUUGUGUGCAUAUUGUUUCAUAGCAAGAAUUG